This is a messenger RNA of Diospyros lotus (date-plum), 2867 nucleotides long. RefSeq names its product E3 UFM1-protein ligase 1 homolog. Gene Ontology annotation, biological process: response to endoplasmic reticulum stress; protein K69-linked ufmylation; regulation of proteasomal ubiquitin-dependent protein catabolic process. The coding region runs from base 97 to 2553 and encodes 818 amino acids. Gene Ontology annotation, molecular function: UFM1 ligase activity. Lineage: Eukaryota; Viridiplantae; Streptophyta; Magnoliopsida; Ericales; Ebenaceae. Gene Ontology annotation, cellular component: endoplasmic reticulum membrane. The record is from RefSeq and is a predicted model, not a curated record. The transcript has 20 exons.
CCUUGGCGGUGGGUAAACGACGAUCAUUUUUAGCAGAGAAGUCUCCGACUAUUCACUUCAAAGCUCUCUCUCUCUCUCUCUCUCAGAUUCUCAAAAAUGGACGAAGAACUGUUGGAAUUGCAGCGACAAUUCGAGUUCGCUCAACAAGCCAAGUCCAGCCUCCGUUUGUCCGAACGCAACGUGGUUGAAUUGGUCCGAAAGCUCCAAGAACUUCAAAUCCUCGAUUCCAAUCUCCUCCACACUGCCUCCGGCAAAGAAUACAUCACUCCCGAGCAAUUGAGGCUUGAAAUCGUAGCCGAGAUCACGAAAUUAGGGCGUGUUUCGCUGAUUGAUCUCGCCGACACCACCGGCGUAGAUUUGUAUCAUGUGGAGAAACAAGCUCAUCAUGUAGUGUCCAAUGACUCCUCGCUUAUGUUAAUUAACGGCGAAGUGAUCUCCAACUCGUAUUGGGACGACGUUGCUGAGGAAAUCAAUGAGCGGCUUCAAGAGUGCAGUCAAAUUGCACUGGCUGAACUCGCUGCGCAGUUGCAAGUUGGGUCUGAGUUGAUCGCGACUGUAUUGGAGCCCCGGAUUGGCACUUUGGUUAAAGGUAGGCUUGAAGGCGGGCAAUUGUUCACUCCUGCUUAUGUUGCGCGUGUUAAUGCUAUGGUUCGUGGUGCUGCAAGGGGUAUUACUGUUCCAAUGAAUUUGUCGGCAUUGUGGAGCUCCUUGCAGCUAUUAUUGCAACAAAUGGAUGGAGCCAGUGGUGUGGCUGUUGAAAGUUCGUUUUUCCAAACAUUAUUCAACGGGUUGGUGAAGGAUGGCGAGAUACUUGGAUCACUUCGUGCAGGAGUUCACUGGACACCAGCGGUAUUUGCAAUCGCUCAAAAGGAAUCUGUAGAUUCUUUCUUUGCACAGAAUUCUUUUAUCAGUUAUGAUUUUCUGCACAAACUUGGAAUUCCUCAGCCCCUUCAGUAUCUACAGUCCAAAUAUCCUGAAGGUAUUCCUUUGGAUUCUAUAUUUGUUCAUCCAUCAACAACUGAGAUGUUGGAUGCUGCUGUCGAGGAUGCCAUAGAACGGAAUAGCUGGAUUGAUUCACUUUCAGUUUUGCCAGCAUCCUUUGGUUCCCUAGAUGCAUCUAAGGUUCUUUCCCUUUGUCGAUCUGUUCAAGCGGCCCUUAAGUCUAAUAAAGCAAUUCUGUUAGGCGAUUCAUAUGUUUGCAGCACGGGCUUUGUCAAGGAUUUGUUUGAUCGCAUGGAGAAGGAGAUGGAAACCUUUUGUUUUUCUGGGUCGCCUGGUAGUAGGUUUGAUGAUCCACAUUCAACCAAAGAAGCUAAUGCUGGAAAUGAAUUAGGUAGCAGCUUACUUGAGUUCAAUGAAGCUGGUAAAGAGAGCAGUGUUAAUAUACAAGGAUUUGAGAAAGGGACAAAAAAGAAAAAAGGAAAAUCAGUAGGCAGUGCGAAGACAGGGAAUGCUGAAACUGGUGCAGAAGACAAAGAGCCAGUUCCUGCUAAAUCUAGAAAGAACCAGAGAAAAGGCAAGGAUACAUUUUCUUUGCAAGUGUUGGAUGCGAAGUCAGGUGCUAAGAAAGAAUUGGAUAAGAUGAAAGAAGAAAACCCCAGCCUCUCAGAAGAACGACUAAUACAGAAGAUCUUGUCAGAGGUCCCUGAGUUUGAAGAACAAGAUGAUCCAGAAACCAUUCUUAGACCUUUGGUGAAUCAUUUGAGACCAAUGCUACUGAAUUCAUGGAAGGAGAGGAAGAAGGCAGCAUUCACAGAAAAUGCUCAGGGAAUGAAGCGUGUAAUUGAUAAUUUACAGAGAAAAAUUGAUGAGGCUUUCUUGAACAUGCAGCUGUAUGAAAAAGCGCUAGAUUUAUUUGAAGAUGACCAGUCAACCUCAGUUAUUUUACACAGACAUUUGUUAAGAACUACAGCAACCUUUAUUGCAGACAGUGUCUUACUUAACCUGGAUAUACACAACAAGCUAAAAAAUGGAAUUGAAGUUGAAGAAUCUCAAAAAUCAGAAUCCACGUUACUUAGUUCUGGAGAAAGAAUAUCUCAUGCAAAGAGUCUCCCAGGGCCUCUUUCAGUUAAGGCUGUUGCAUUAGUUGAAAGUUUGGAAGGGAAGCGGGUGGAAACAUUUACAACUGCACUGAGAGCGGUAGCAGAGGAAAGUGGGUUAACUUUGAAAAAACUUGACAAGAAAUUGGAAAGAACUCUUCUGCACUCAUAUCGCAAGGACUUGAUAACACAAAUUUCUGCUGAAACUGAUCCAGUCACACUUCUGCCAAAAGUUGUAUCCCUUAUUUAUAUGCAGGUUUAUAGUAAAGCCCUGCAAGCCCCAGGGAGGGCCAUUUCUAUUGCUGUUUCUCAGUUGAAGGAAAAAUUAGAUGAUUCGGCAUACAAGAUCUUAAUGGAUUACCAUAGUGCAACCGUGGCCCUUUUGGCACUGAUGUCUUCUGCACCUGAUGAUGAUGAGGGCUGUGCAUCUGACAGAAUUUUGAGUAAGAGGGAGCUACUCGAAGGUUUAAUGCCAGCACUCAAAGGCUUGGUCCUGAGUUCCUCCAAAUCUUGAAAGAGCAAAAUGUUAUAUUCGCCAUGAUUCAAAUUUGCACAAGAAUAUGAUUUAGUUACACCUUAGAAUAGAUGCAUAUAUUAUCUUAACAAAGAUGAUGCUUGGUGUGGAAGAAGUAUGAACCAUAGGUAUUCUACCCAGCUAUAGCAGUUCAUACGGUUUCAGUGGAAGAUCAGAUGGAUGAUGGGAAAAGGGUUUAGACCUUCAGAUUCUAGGAAUGUCCGAGGACAGAAUGAAAACUUACUGCAAUUUUGUAUCGCAGGGAACGGUUGGUGUUUCUCAUUAUCAGGAUGAAAAAUUGGAAAGUUCAUGCA